CUCCAAAGCGCAGUCCGUGCCUCAGUCGAUUGCAAACUUUUUCGUGGAUAGGACGUUUGUGUUCUUCGUGUGAGUCUACCAACUCAAUAUUGCAUUAUGGUAGUGCUGGAUACAUCUAGGUCCAAUACAUCACCCGUAAACAUGAGUCAAUACAUCCAACCGCCACCAAUGGAGUUUGAUUCGAAAUGCAGCCCAUUAGCCAUGCUUACUCAAGCGUGUAACAAGAUCGAAUCCAAUCUGAUGGGCGAGGGUUGUCCUCUACCUUCAUCCAGGCGAACUCUAAGCUCCUCAUCAUCCUCAACUUCACCGUCAUGUAGUGCAGCUGUCAAUAACAACAAUGGCAAUCUUCUCAAGAGCCACUUGAAAUUGGAGACAUUUUCGAGUGGACUUGUAGCCCGACCAAAGUCCUCGUCUACCUCCAUCUCGUCACUGUCACACUUCGUUGCCUGA
Molecule: messenger RNA, 450 nt
Organism: Tigriopus californicus
Lineage: Eukaryota; Metazoa; Arthropoda; Copepoda; Harpacticoida; Harpacticidae
Exons: 2
Coding region: 97-450 (117 amino acids)
Source: RefSeq, a predicted model, not a curated record